Messenger RNA from Paramecium sonneborni, 1355 nucleotides. The record is from the annotation of a GenBank genome assembly. Lineage: Eukaryota; Ciliophora; Oligohymenophorea; Peniculida; Parameciidae.
AUGUAAUACUUCUUAUAAUCAAUCGAUCAAUUUGGUUUUGAGUAUAAGCUUCAAAUAUCACCAAUCAAUCCAACAUAAAAAAGUGCUAUGGGUGGAUUAUUAACCCUAACAUUAUAUGGAAUUAGUUUAGCAUAUUUUCUUCUAGAAUUUGUUGAUUGGCAAUAAAAUAAUAAGCUCCCUAAGAUUACUUCUCUAAAAUAACAGAUUGAAGUUAACUAAACUAUUUUUUUGAAAGGUCUGUUUGUUGAUGUAUGUUACUUUUAAAAAAUUAAUAAUUCAAUAGAUCCUUUCGAUCCAAACAAUCUAAUUUUUAAUCCUAUUUUUCAAAUAAUACCAAGCAAUUUUUAAAAUGUACUUUUACUAAUAUUUUUAGAUAUAAAACUUAUCUCUAAGACAUGAAUAAGAAAAAUAAGAAAAUGGAAAAAUUGUUAAUAAAUUUUACAUUGAAGAUAUAACUAUCUCAAGAUCACCACCAACAUCUUCUUUUAUAAAUGCUUAAGAUUAUUCAUUAUCAUUUGGAUUUUGCAAAGAAGAAAGAUUAGUUGAUGGACAAAAGUGUGCUGAUCAAGAUACAAUUUAAAAAUUUCUAAAACAGGAGAACUUCAUUCAGGUAUAAAUAUUUAUUGAAUAAUUUGACCCAAAAGCAAAGCAAUUCAAAAAAGUUCCCAAAUCUUUUGUACUCGAUAUAUAAAAAGGAAGAUUAUUUUUCAAUUAAUUUUUUUUGCAGUCAGGAGAAUUGAUUCUAGAUGAUGGAUUUUUAUUAUCAAAAUCGUAAAAACUAUCUUAUCUAUCUGAUUUAACAGCUUUAAUAUAAAAUUUAGAUUGGGAAUACUCUUAAAAAGUAUUUGGUGAGGAAUUAUUUUCAAUUUUAUAUUUUAAUUUAGAUUAAAUAAAAAUAGUAAAUAUGGUUGAAUAUCCAAAAAUAUCAGAAAUAUUAGCAGAUACAGGUUCAAUAAUAUCUUGGAUACUUUCAAUAUCAUUUAUUGUAUCAAAAUAUAAUGAAAAUAUUUGUUUAUAAAAAACAUAAAAAGAAGUUAUUUAAAUGUAUUAUAAUGAUUUUAUUGAUUUUAAAAUAAAAAAGAAUUUGUUAGGAAAAAUAAAAAGUGUAAAUUAUAAAGAAAAAGAAUAUGAUCCUUAAAAAUCAGAAGAAAUAUUAUAAAAAUUAGAUUAAAUUGUUAUUGAAAAAAUGAAUUAUUUAAAUUUAUAAAAUGAAGUAGCUAAGUAAAUAUUUUUUAUUAAAUUUAAUUUAGAUUAUAAUAAAUUUUAUAAGAACAUUUAGGAUUAGAAAAAAUUAAAAAAUAUUUAGAAUCUAAAUCUAAAUUAGAACUUCUUUUUGAUAAAUUAGGUGUACCUGA